AUGACAAGUUCAGCAUUGCUUGGGGAGAAAGGAGAUCCCUGGUUCGAUGACGGGAACAUUAUACUCGUAACAGAGGACCAACAAACCGCGUUCAAGAUUCACCGGGGCGUGGUAUCUCGAUAUUCUGAGAUAUUCAAGGGAAUGUUCGAGCUCCCGCAGCCCAACGCCCUUACCGACUCAGUCGAAGGCUGCCAAGUCGUGCCCAUGUAUGAUAAUUCGGUUGAGUUAUCACGUCUGGUGAAGGCAAUCUAUGAUGGCCCUUCUUUUUCAGAGAAUUCCCUUGAGGACUUCUAUUAUGUGGCUGGAAUAAUCCGUCUCUCCUCAAAAUACUUUAUUUCCCACCUGCGUAAAGAGGCCGUCCGGUUCCUUACUCAGACUUGGCCUUAUACACUGCAAACACACGAUGAAAUGGUGGAGAAAGCUCUUCGCAACCCACCUGUCAACGGCUUCAGCUACCCCUACGUUCAUCCACUACACGUUCUCAAUCUAGCCCGAGAGGUCAACAUUCGGCUUGUCAUCCCAUCCGCGCUUUACUUCCUCUCCUUGUACCCUCUGACAGAAUUGUUGAAGGCAGACCAUGCCAAGCUUAUGGUCGACCAUCCGUCUCGACCUUCAUCUACGCUCGAUGCUCAAGAUUUGAAAGACUACACACUUGUGUUUCAAUCCCGUAUCAACUUGAUCCUCGAGUUUACGAAGACAACAUGCAGCCAACAACCUGGUCAUGGCUGCGAGAACCAACUUGAUCCGAAGUCAUGUAAAAAGGGCUUCAUACGCUUGUCCUCACGCCUAUCCAAGUCCUGGAUGGUAAGGACAAGCCCGCUACAUUUUAUGCGACAAGCCAUUCAAUUGGUGAAUGACGAUCCUUCCGUUUGCAUCGCCUGUCGGCUUAGCUUCCGUCGAGACACCGAUGCACUGCGGGAAGCGUUCUGGAACGAUUUACCCAUCGUGGUGGGCCUGCCAGGUUGGGACGAACUUCGCAAGGAGGAGCUCUAG
Pleurotus ostreatus (oyster mushroom) is the source of this 993-nucleotide messenger RNA. RefSeq lists its product as uncharacterized. Bases 1 to 993 code for a protein of 330 amino acids. The record is from RefSeq and is a predicted model, not a curated record. The transcript has 3 exons. NCBI's taxonomy places the organism in Eukaryota, Fungi, Basidiomycota, Agaricomycetes, Agaricales, Pleurotaceae. Gene Ontology annotation, molecular function: protein binding.